This is a messenger RNA of Vavraia culicis subsp. floridensis, 486 nucleotides long. Its product is annotated as ubiquitin-40S ribosomal protein S27a. The record is from RefSeq and is a predicted model, not a curated record. Gene Ontology annotation, molecular function: protein tag activity; ubiquitin protein ligase binding; structural constituent of ribosome. Gene Ontology annotation, cellular component: nucleus; ribosome; cytoplasm. Gene Ontology annotation, biological process: protein ubiquitination; modification-dependent protein catabolic process; translation. The transcript has a single exon. Bases 10 to 462 code for a protein of 150 amino acids. Lineage: Eukaryota; Fungi; Microsporidia; Pleistophoridae.
CAAAGAGCGAUGCAGAUAUUCGUAAAAACACUCACAGGCAAGACAAUAACACUUGAGGUGGAGUCGUCCGACACCAUCGAGAAUGUAAAGGCGAAGAUACAGGACAAGGAGGGGAUACCACCCGAUCAGCAACGACUCAUAUUUGCGGGCAAGCAGCUUGAGGAUGGACGGACGCUGAGCGACUAUAAUAUACAGAAGGAGAGCACGCUGCACUUGGUGCUCAGGCUGCGGGGUGGCAAGAAGAAGAAGAAGAAAGUUUACACCACGCCUAAGAAGGAGAAGCCGAAGAGGAUCGAUACGAAGGAUGUGGUGCUCACGCAGUUUAGUGUCGAUAAGAACGGAAAUGUUAGUGUGCUCAAGAAGGAAUGCACUCGGUGCGGUGCAGGAUACUUUUUAGGCAUGUCUAAAGGAAAGGAGUACUGCGGUCACUGCCUCGAGGUGAGGAUGGUAGUUGAAGCCUAAUUAAACUGCGUUUAGUAACCGAGA